AUGCUCUUCUUUAACAUUACCAAAACCCUCAACCUUAAUCCUUUUCAAACAAGGUUUUUCACCACAACCUCUUCUAUAUUAAACCUCUGCACCAAACCACAACACCUUCAACAAAUCCACGCUAGAUUCUUCCUCCAUGGUCUACACCAAAACUCUCCUCUUUCCUCCAAACUCAUUGAUUCUUAUUCCAACUUUGGACUCCUUCAUUUCUCCCACAAGAUCUUCUACUUCACUGAAAACCCAGAUUCACUUCUCUACAAUGCUUACCUUAGAAGCUUGUUUAAGUUUGGUGAAUACGAAAAGACUCUUUUUUUGUAUAAAGAAAUGCUUCCGAAAUCCAUGUACCCAGAUCAAGAUUCUUGUUUUUCUGUUUUGAAAUGUUGGAAUAAUUUGAUUCAUGAGGCUUAUGAAAGUGGGAAAUUUGUGGAAAGUUUUCAAAUUUUUUGUAGAAUGAGAAAGGAGAAUGUACAACCCAAUUCAGUUAGUGUGAUUAACUUGUUAAGGGUUAGUGUUGAAUUGAACUCAUUGAAGACGGGGAAAGUUCUUCAUUGUUUGGUUGUUGUGAGUGAUUUGUGUAGGGAACUAACGGUGAAUACUGCGUUGUUGUCCAUGUAUGCUAAGUUGGGUAAUCUAGAAGAUGCAAGAAUGAUGUUUGAGAAAAUGCCUGAGAAGGAUGUUGUAGUUUGGAACAUAAUGAUUUCGGCGUAUUCUGGAAAAGGUUACCCUAAGGAAUCCUUAGAGAUUGUGUAUUGUAUGGUUAGAUCGGGGAUUAGACCCGACUUGUUUACAGUAAUCCCCGUGAUUUCUUCGAUCACAAAGCUAAAGUUCAACAAGUGGGGGAAGCAAAUGCAUGCUCAAGUGAUGAGAAAUGGUUCAGAUUACCAGGUUUCUGUUCAUAAUUCUCUUAUUGACAUGUAUUCCGCUUGUGACGACAUAAAUUCGGCACAAAAGAUUUUCGGUUUGAUAGCAGACAAGACAGUGGUUUCGUGGAGUGCGAUGAUCAAAGGGUAUGCAAUGCAUGGUCAGUGUUACGAGGCACUUUCCCUAUUCAUAGAAAUGAAGUUGUGUGGUACUAAAGUUGACUUUGUAAUAGUCAUCAACAUUUUGCCUGCUUUUGCAAAGAUAGGGGCAUUGCAUUAUGUAAGAUACUUACAUGGUUACUCAUUGAAGACCAAUCUGGAUUCGCUCAAAUCGCUGAAAACGUCGUUUCUUAGUAGUUACGCCAAAUGUGGUUGCAUAGAGAUGGCUAGAAAGCUUUUUGAUGAAGAGAAAAACAGCCAUAAAGAUAUAAUUGCAUGGAACUCUAUGAUCACUGCAUAUUCUAACCAUGGAGAGUGGUUUCAAUGUUUUCAAUUAUACGACCAAAUGAAACUAUCAAAUGUUAAACCAGAUCGAGUAUCAUUUCUCGGGAUUCUCACAGCUUGUGUUAAUUCGGGCCUUGUGGAAAAGGGCAAGGAGAUUUUCAGAGAGAUGGUGGAAAUUUAUGGUUGCCAACCUAGUAAGGAACACAAUGCUUGUAUGGUUGAUCUAUUAGGACGCGCAGGAAAAAUCGAUGAAGCAAGCGAAAUAAUAGAAAAUAGUCGAUUAAAUUCAGAUGCAAAGGUUUACGGACCCUUGUUGAGUGCAUGUAAGAUGCACGAUUCAGAAAGCGAUUUCGCAGAACUUGCUGCUGAGAAACUCAUAUAUAUGGAACCGAAAAAUGCUGGAAACUACGUGCUGCUAUCAAAUAUAUAUGCUGCAGCAGGAAAAUGGGAGAAAGUUGCUAAAAUGAGGAGUUUUCUUAGAGAUAGAGGACUAAAGAAAAUACCAGGGUGUAGCUGGGUAGAGUUGAAUGGACAAGUGCAUGAGUUUCGUGUUGCAGAUCAAUCUCAUCCAAGAGCAGAAGAUAUAUAUUCAGUAUUGAAAGUUUUGGAGUUUGAAGCGGGCAUGGAGGAUGAUGAUCUUGAACUCAAUUUUGGACUUCCUACUAUUUUGAUAAUGUGA
Molecule: messenger RNA, 1983 nt
Organism: Vicia faba (fava bean)
Lineage: Eukaryota; Viridiplantae; Streptophyta; Magnoliopsida; Fabales; Fabaceae
Source: the annotation of a GenBank genome assembly